AUGGUUAAUGCUGGUGAUCAAUCAGCGUCAACUUCUAAAAGAUGUAUGUUUACGGACAUCCCUUGUGAAGUAUUCAUUGACAUUUGCAAGUUUGUACCUCCUGUUGACCUUGUGACGCUUACAACUGUGUGCAAGAAAUUUCGUUGUUGGUUACUUGCUCCCUCUAAUUUUGGAACAGAACAGAUCUGGAGUACGUCCAGGAUGACUUUCAUACCAGGUUUGAAAGCACCACCAAAAGGAAUUUCAGAGCAAUGUUAUAUUUUUCUUUAUUUAAUCGAACUAGGCUGCCAGUUUUGUGGAGCUGGAAAAAUGGAUCCUUACGGAAAAUUGCCUACUGAAGCACCAACAAAAAUUUAUUGGGUUUUUAGGGUUCGUUGUUGUAAACAUUGUCUUAUGGAGAGAACAAUAACUCAACUAUUUGAUAUUUCGAUUGAUCAAAUAUUUGAAAAUCAAAUUUUUCGAGAAAAGAUUAUUCAUCCUGGUUGCCUUGUGGGUGUGCCAUACAUAGAACGAGCUAGUCGACCACCUAUCUAUUGGAAAUCAACUGUUGAAGCCGCAAAUCGAGAAUUUGUUAAGGUCAAUGAAAAAGAUAUUAAUAAUUGGAUUAGGAAUAAAGAAACUGAACUAGAAAAUUAUAAUACAAUCGCUCAAUUAUGUGAAAUUCCUGAGCCUACAACAUGGAAUAGGAAGACUAAAUUAGAAUCUGUUAUUCGUCAGUUAAUAUCUGUAGUACCGAAUGAUGCCAGACGUAGUGAACCUCAGGUGAAAGUAGAACUUCGCCGAUGUCCAACUUAUAAAAAGUAUGUUGAUGCUUCUGAAACAAUGAAGCUUUUUACAGAACAUCACUGGAAUAAAUUCCAUGAUACUAUUUAUAAUGAAUACCAUGAUAGACGUAAUUAUGCUGCUUUAAGGGCGCGACAAUAUGACAUUUUCUUAAAAGUUCAUUCUCUGAUUCAAAAAAAACGUUAUACGGAGUCAGAUCCUCUUGUUCAGUAUCUAUGUUAUUGCCCAUCGUUUAUGAAGCCACCUUUUGUUUCAAAUAAUUUAGGUGAAUCUUGGGGCAUAAAUCUUGAUGAUAGAGUUCUUGAAAAUAGAUUAAUUCCACAACUUGCACAGGAAGCAGAUAUUAUUGCACAUAAGCCUAAACACCCAAGUCCAAUAACAACUGUGGCUGGAGUUCGAAGAUUAAAACUGUUAAACAGACCUAUUUUCCGAUGUAAAUUGUGUGUUGAGUCAAAUGCUGAUUGUAAUAUACUAGAUUACAAAGAAGUCUGUAAUCAUUUACAAAAUAAGCAUGGUAUCACAGAUAAAAAUAAUAAUAAUAUGAUUAUAGUCGAUUACUUGGAAACAGCAAAGAACCAUUUGAAACGUAAUUCAAAUUUAAUUUGUUUUUUCUUUCCUCUAAAUGAAUGA
Scutellospora calospora is the source of this 1413-nucleotide messenger RNA. NCBI's taxonomy places the organism in Eukaryota, Fungi, Glomeromycota, Glomeromycetes, Diversisporales, Gigasporaceae. The record is from the annotation of a GenBank genome assembly.